AUGAUGGACUCACCAACCAUAGAGCCCACCCUGAUGGACUCACCAACCAUAGAGCCCUCCCUGAUGGACCCACCAACCAUAGAGCCUUCCAUGAUGGACCCACCAACCAUAGAGCCCACCAUGAUGGACUCACCAACCAUAGAGCCCACCCUGAUGGACUCACCAACCAUAGAGCCCUCCCUGAUGGACCCACCAACCAUAGAGCCUUCCAUGAUGGACCCACCAACCAUAGAGCCCACCAUGAUGGACCCACCAACCAUAGAGCCCACCAUGAUGGAUCCACCAACCAUAGAGCCCUCCCUGAUGGACCCACCAACCAUAGAGCCCACCCUGGUGGACCCAAAAACCUCUUCAGAGACAAACCCAAAAAUGGCUUCCCAAAUGUGUAGCUAA
Molecule: messenger RNA, 393 nt
Organism: Procambarus clarkii (red swamp crayfish)
Lineage: Eukaryota; Metazoa; Arthropoda; Malacostraca; Decapoda; Cambaridae
Source: RefSeq, a predicted model, not a curated record